Molecule: messenger RNA, 1584 nt
Organism: Clonostachys solani
Lineage: Eukaryota; Fungi; Ascomycota; Sordariomycetes; Hypocreales; Bionectriaceae
Source: the annotation of a GenBank genome assembly
AUGGCGAGAUCCAAAGGUACCAUCCUUGUCACGGGCGCAAAUGGAGGCCUCGGUUGCGGUAUUAUUUCUCAUAUCAUCUCGACACUAGAACUCGCUCUCUACCAUGGUAUCUAUGUCGUUCGUGAUGCCACCCAAGCCUCAGCACUUGAGUCAGUCCUGUCCCGCGCCCCAAGCUCGCACAAUUAUCGCAUUGUGUCUCUUGAUCUGGCGAGCCUCGAGAACACACGGUCCAUUGCCCAAUCUCUCCGCACUGAAGUUGCUGAAGGGGCGAUCCCUCCAUUGUGCGGACUCAUAUUAGCUGCUGGGUAUAAUGAUAUGGGGCAGCAGAGUGAGACCGAGGAAGGCCUUGAUGUCGCCUUCGUUGCCAACUACUUGGGACAUUGGCUAUUGACCCUCAUGCUACUUCAAGCUAUGGACCGAGAGCACGGGCGAAUUGUAGUUGUCGGCAGCGAUUCUUACGAGUGUCUGGCUGCUUUCAUCGAUGAAGUUGGUUUAUUCAGGCGCAAGUACCUCUCCUUGCUUCCUCUGGUCUUCGAGAGUUGGGUGGAGGGAAAGGGCAAGGUUGACCCCAAGAUCAAGCAGGCCUUGAAGGAGGACCACGCUAUUAUUCGCGUGCCCAUACUCGCUAUGGCUGAGUGGGACACGGUCAGUUCUCUGUGGGAUUCGAGGUUGAGCUUCGUGAGAGGGACGGUCCCACGUUCGGUUAAACACGCAUUCAUGGCUAUCGCCAUUGAUGAGAGGAGAUGGAGCUUCCAACCCAUGCUGUGGACGCGUCAAGCGAAUUCCGACACCACACGAGUCCAGCAGUGUCUUUUUGCAGGCCACCACGGGGAUAUUGGGGGCGGUAACAUCGAUACGGGUCUCUCCACGAUCGCAUUGCUAUGGAUGAUGUCCCGGAUUGAGGAUAUUAGCGACGUCUCCUUCGAAUCGGGGGCGUUGUUGCAGUCAAUAGUACCUAUUCUGCCGAGGAACUUAUCAACGGAGAAGCUCUCUACAGGCCAACCAGCGCACGUCCUGAGGUAUGAAGGCCUACUAAGGUCCAAGGGUCAGGUGAAUGACCCGCCUUGGUGGUGGUCAAUCCCCCAUAAACUCUCGUUCGGCAUGAUCAGUGGCGACCGUGACCGCUGUGUGGGAGAGGCUGUUCGGAGCGGACACGGGUUGGGCAAGGAUAUCCAAGUCCAUUUCACCGUCCCGCUUCUAGCAAAAGGGGCCAUCAAAAGUCAUGCCAGCUCAGAUGGAUCUCACGAGGUUGAGCUGUGGAACGGGUUAAAGUUCCCGAUGUCGACCCCAACCCAGAAUGAAGUACGCCUCUGGAAGGCGUGGAGCGAGAAGGCUACGGAGUGGUAUCCUGACUCCCAGCACGGAAAGACAGACGAAAUGAAGAGGUGGGGUAGUGUCCUUGAGAAGCUUGGGAUGAAGCCUAUUGAGGGGAGUGGUGUUGAUCCGGUGGUACAUCGCGUGUUGCAGGAGAUGAAGAGCAAAUCGCCGGCUAUCCACCAGAAAUUCAGUGAAAAAAAGGAGAAUCAGAGCCGUCUCAAGGAGGGGGAGUCCCCGAAUUCUAAUGGUUCACCAAAGCCGCAAUAA